Messenger RNA from Lacerta agilis (Sand lizard), 273 nucleotides. RefSeq names its product thymosin beta-15A homolog. Gene Ontology annotation, molecular function: actin monomer binding. The transcript has a single exon. Lineage: Eukaryota; Metazoa; Chordata; Lepidosauria; Squamata; Lacertidae. The record is from RefSeq and is a predicted model, not a curated record. Gene Ontology annotation, biological process: actin filament organization; regulation of cell migration. Gene Ontology annotation, cellular component: cytoplasm. The coding region runs from base 75 to 212 and encodes 45 amino acids.
CACGGUGCGGAUCAGUUCGAGGGUUGGAGACAGUUGAAGUUCUCAAGUUGUCGUCUCGCUUCCCUGUGGCCAAGAUGUGUGACAAACCCGAUCUCUCCGAAGUGGAGACGUUUGGUAACAAGAAGCUCAAGAAAACCAACACGGAAGAGAAGAACACACUUCCUUCCCAGGAGACCAUCGAACAGGAGAAGGAGUCUGCGAAGUGCUCAUAGACAAGGCCUCUCCGCAUGGAAACAUCCACAUUCUUCCUCCCUUUUUUUAAUUGAGUGAGGA